Molecule: messenger RNA, 3517 nt
Organism: Bemisia tabaci
Lineage: Eukaryota; Metazoa; Arthropoda; Insecta; Hemiptera; Aleyrodidae
Gene: Rdl
Product: Resistant to dieldrin
Biological process (GO): monoatomic ion transmembrane transport
Cellular component (GO): membrane
Molecular function (GO): extracellular ligand-gated monoatomic ion channel activity; GABA-A receptor activity
Source: RefSeq, a predicted model, not a curated record
CGUCCCGACCGCUCCACCGCCCGGGCAUGGCGUAGCGAGUCCCGAGUUCCGCUCCCCGAUCGGCCCCCAGCGAUCAUGAGAGCCGGCGCCGCUCUCGCGCACACCUACGUAUGGCUCGGCUGUAUAAGCGUCUUGCACAUUCACAACGGAUGGUUGACGACCGUGUUUGCCGCCUCUCCUGGAGGGGGCAUGUACGGUGAUGUAAAUAUCUCAGCCAUCCUCGAUUCAUUUAGUGUUAGUUACGACAAAAGAGUGCGCCCUAAUUACGGAGGCCCUCCAGUCGAGGUCGGGGUGACCAUGUAUGUCCUCAGCAUCAGUUCCCUCUCGGAAGUGCAAAUGGACUUCACCUUAGAUUUUUAUUUUCGUCAAUUCUGGACGGAUCCACGGUUAGCGUUCCAGAAGAGACCUGGGGUCGAAACGCUGUCCGUCGGGUCGGAGUUUAUAAAAAACAUUUGGGUGCCAGACACGUUCUUCGUAAACGAGAAGCAAUCUUACUUCCACAUCGCUACCACCAGCAACGAGUUCAUCCGGAUUCACCAUUCCGGAAGCAUUACAAGAAGUAUUCGACUGACUAUUACGGCAUCCUGCCCUAUGAAUUUACAAUAUUUUCCAAUGGAUAGGCAAUUAUGUCAUAUUGAAAUAGAAAGCUUUGGAUAUACGAUGCGCGAUAUCCGAUAUAAAUGGAACGAGGGUCCCAACUCGGUCGGCGUGUCGAACGAAGUGUCGCUGCCGCAGUUCAAGGUCCUCGGCCACCGACAGCGGGCCAUGGAAAUUAGUCUAACCACAGGCAACUACUCGAGACUGGCGUGCGAGAUCCAGUUCGUGCGCUCCAUGGGCUACUACCUCAUUCAAAUUUACAUCCCCUCGGGGCUCAUCGUCAUCAUUUCGUGGGUGAGUUUCUGGCUCAACCGGAACGCGACGCCGGCCCGGGUCGCCCUCGGCGUCACCACCGUGCUCACCAUGACCACGCUCAUGUCCUCCACCAACGCCGCCCUCCCCAAGAUCUCCUACGUCAAGUCCAUCGACGUUUACCUCGGCACCUGCUUCGUCAUGGUCUUUGCCUCGCUCCUAGAGUAUGCGACGGUAGGUUAUAUGGCAAAGAGGAUACAAAUGCGAAAGAAUAGAUUUAUGGCGAUCCAGAAGUUACAAGCGGAUCAGAAGAAAGGAGUCGAGGCUCAUGUCUCAGGGGUUGGUGGAGACGACCACCAGGCAACCAAACACACAAGUGUCGCCAGCCUUAAUCAAAGACACAUACAAGUGCAGGGGCUCAAAAAUUUUUUGAUAUACCAACCGAAGGAAAAAGUUAGCAGUCAAUGUAGCAGCCAUAUGCAACAGUACACGAGGCCGCGAAACUCAGAUAAUGAGGUGCGGUACAAGGUGCACGACCCGAAGGCGCACUUCAAGGGCGGGACGCUGGAGAACACGAUCAACGGGCGGGCGGACGAGGAGGCGGCGACCCCGGCCCCGCAGCACCUCAUCCACCCGAACAAGGACAUCAACAAGCUCUACGGGAUCACGCCGAGCGACAUCGACAAGUACUCGCGCAUCGUCUUCCCCGUCUGCUUCGUCUGCUUCAACCUCAUGUACUGGAUCAUCUACCUGCACAUCUCCGACGUCGUCGCCGACGACCUCGUCCUCCUCGAGGAGGACAAAUAGGCCUCGCCCCCCGCCUCCGCCGCCUUCUUCGCCCGCCUCCUCCUCAGCUUCCUUGCCGGUCUCCGCCUCGGCCCCGCCUGAAGCCCCGCAGAUCGUCACCCGGAUCGUCCCGUGGCAGUGCUCAUAAGUGAUGGCCAUUCCUGCAUUACCUGUGUAGGGGGUGUUUUGUCUUAUCGAUACCUUUACCACUCUGAAAAAAAGAGUUACGGGCUAUAUAUACGUAAUGUCCGUUAGACAGAAGCCGAAAGUUCUGGGCGCUGGAGUCGUGGUUUCGACUGCUCCGGGUGCUACGCCCGGAACGCGAACGGUAUGCCUAUACAUCCCGUGGUUACGGCUUCCACGGCCGGAGUUCCUUUCUCAGUGCAAACCUUGGCUGAUAUUUUUGCCAAAAAUUUCACUUUUUUUGUGAUAUCACUCAUUCCCCCCCUUAGUACGAGUUUCUCUUACUAAAAUGUGUUUAGAUCGGUCCAAAUGAGCCCCAUAGAAACCCUAAAACUGAUGAGCCAAUCAGGAAGCGGCAUAGACAUGGCAAUACACUUCCUACAUAGGUAAUCAACCUAUUCUCGGGCCAGAUCGAUCUCCAUCGACCAGGUAGAUUUGAUCUUUUGAAAGAGCUAUCCAAUAAUCGAUUUGACAAAUUGUUUGAUCUGACAAUUAGCCUAUGACGUAGCGACGCAGUUGAAGUAAUAGUGAGAUGAAUAUGUAGACCUAAGGUUGGAUCUACCCCGGUCUGUGCUAAUUGGACGUAUUUCUGUCAAACGGAACUAUGUGCAUCAUGACGUGAGCCCUGUUACGCACAUAUUCUUAUGGGUCUCAGGGCUCAUGUCUUAAUGCACAUAGUUCCGUUUGAUAGAAAUACGUCCAAUUACUUCAGCAGAAUGACGUCUCGGCUGUGAUUUUCUUCACGCCAUUAUCAUCCGAAGCAGAUUCAUCCAGAAGAAAAAAGCGUUUACCCGAAUUUUAGAGUUUAGCCUAACCUCGCACACAUCAGUUUGCAUAAUCGCACAAAACACGUCAUUGUAGGGUAGGGUCUGUUGACGACACAUGUGUUGUAGACAGGUCCUAAUACUUUUCGUUCCGAAUCGAAGUCGCUUUGCGAUGUAUCGAUUGAUCUGCCAUUUAAACCCAUGGGAAAGGAUCGAUGAACAGGGUGCUCGCAACGAACGCCUGAAUAAUCGAUUCUUUGCCACAGCUUCAAAUGGGGAAAUAUCGAACAUUGAUCUUUGACGCCAUUCUGGCUUAGCAGCUUUAUAAUUUGACUACACUUUGCAAUUUUUAGGAACUGCAAUCUCUGGCCCAUCCGAAAAAACACGUAUGUGUGUAGGGGAACUAAUGGCACUUAUGUUGUUUCUAAACUGAGCCAGAAAUUGUAGGUCUUAGUUGCAAAAUUUAGUACGAUUCGGAGUCGUUCGGGCUAUCGGGUCACAUCCUUAAUCGUUCAUUUAACUUCAGAGCCACUCUAAGCUCGGUGAGAGAUACAUUCGGCGAAAAAGCAUUUACGCUGAAGUGGCCCCGAAUCAGUGGCGUGGCGUGAAUAAUCGAUUAUCGAUAUCUCGCCAUUUGAAGCUAUGGUAAAGAAUCGAUUACUAAGGUGUUCGCUGCGAACACCCUGAUAAUCGAUCUUUUUUUCAUGGGUUUAAAUGGCACAACAAUCGAUAUAUCGCAAUUCACGCCACGCCACUGCCCCGAAUGAAUGUAGCCCAAAGAAGCUCUAGAGCUAAGAUUAUAUUGCUAAGCUAAGAUUAUAUUGGUGUUACGGGCAAUGGUAGUCUCUGCAGUGAAUUAAUGUGUGCGCCAGGUCAAGCUAAUUUUGCGGGAUCGAACACUUUUUUGGUGAAAAUUUGACCACUGUCGACGGGAA